Messenger RNA from Sitophilus oryzae (rice weevil), 2351 nucleotides. Its product is annotated as arylsulfatase I-like. NCBI's taxonomy places the organism in Eukaryota, Metazoa, Arthropoda, Insecta, Coleoptera, Curculionidae. The record is from RefSeq and is a predicted model, not a curated record. The transcript is spliced from 7 exons. Bases 225 to 2186 code for a protein of 653 amino acids.
CGGUGGUGGUCAAUAGCAAGGCUCUCCCUUCUACUACCAUGUCGCGCUUUUAAACACUCCACAUCUAUAAAUAAGAAUGGAUUUUCCAUGAAGGCGCUCGCACAUUCCGGUCCAAUAUCCCUCGGUCAAGACCAUAGGCCCAAAACGCCAGUGUUGGGUUUUUGUGUAGACUGACCUUUAAAAAAAGGUAGUGGACUUAAAAAGGGUUGAAAAAAUUGUGUAAAAUGAGGUGUUUCGCGUCGGGUAUUUUUGUGCUGGUUCUUGGAUGGGUCGUUGCGGAUAAUCAGAAGAAACCAAAUAUCAUUGUUAUUGUAGGGGAUGAUAUGGGUUUUAAUGACGUUAGCUUCCAUGGCAGCGAUGAGAUUCCAACUCCAAACAUAGAUGCCCUCGCAUAUAAUGGAGUGAUUCUAAACAGCCAUUAUACACAAGCACUGUGUACACCAUCAAGAGCAUCGUUCCUAACAGGAAAAUAUCCUAUACAUUUGGGAAUGCAACAUUUAGUAAUCUUGGAACCUGAGCCCUGGGGACUGCCAUUGAAUGAAACUCUACUUCCGGAACACCUGAAGAGAAAUGGCUACGUAACAAGGGCCAUUGGAAAAUGGCAUUUGGGAUUUUUCCGGAAAGAGUACACUCCAACCUACAGAGGAUUCGACAGUCACUACGGAUACUGGCAAGGUUUCCACGAUUACUACGAUCACACAAUACACGCCACGUAUACUUCUGAGUAUGGCUACGAUAUGCGCAGAAACAUGACAGUAGAUUGGGACGCCAAAGGAAAAUACACGACGACAUUAUUAACUGAAGAGGCUGUGAAAAAUAUUAGACAACAUAAUACAGACAACCCCCUGUUUAUGUACUUGGCUCAUUUGGCACCUCAUGCUGGGAACGACUGGGAUCCUCUCCAAGCACCAGAUGAAGAAAUAGCCAAGUUUGCUCACAUACAAGACCCGGAAAGGAGAAUAUACGCUGCUAUGGUUUCUUUGUUGGAUAAAAGUGUGGGUGCAGUAGUGGCAGCUUUGAGAGAGAAACACAUGCUAGAGAAUUCCAUCAUUAUUUUUAUGUCCGAUAACGGAGCAGCUCCAGAAGGUGUUCACGCAAAUCACGGUUCGAACUAUCCCUUUAGAGGCGCUAAGAACUCAGGUUGGGAAGGUGGUAUGAGAAAUAUAGCAGCUAUUUGGAGUCCUCUGAUCAAAAAACCUCAAAGAGUUUCUAACAAUUUGAUGCACAUAUCGGAUUGGUUACCGACCUUAUAUUCCGCUGCAGGUUUGAAACAUUCUGAACUUCCAAGCUCUCUUGAUGGCAAAGAUCAAUGGAAAUCAAUAUCUGAAGGUGAAUCAUCACCCAGAACAGAAAUUUUACAUAAUAUCGAUGACAUUUUCAAUUACGGUGCUAUCAGGCAAGGCGACUGGAAAUAUGUUUAUGGUUCAGCAUCCAAAGGGCGUAUGGAUCAAUGGUAUGGAAAUUCUGGCAAGGAUCCAUUGUAUCAUUACGACGAAGCAGGUGUUUUAAACUCCCCAGCUGGCAGUGCACUUUCUGGAUUCAUAACCUACCAACAAAUCAAAGAAAAGAACUAUAAUUUAGCGCACCACAAAGUACAAAACUUCAGUAUUAAUAUCCUCGAUGAAGAAAAUAUCAGAAAACUCCGAAAUGAAGCAUUGUUGAAAUGUAAAGACUUGAAUUCCGAAGAACAGUUAGAAAGCAAUCAGUGUAACCCAAUGGUUUCACCAUGUUUGUUUAAUAUUAAGGAAGACCCAUGUGAGAGGGUGAAUCUAGCGACUCAGAGACCUCUUAUUGUAGUGACUCUGGAACAGGAACUACUUAAAUACAGAAAGACUGCCAGAAAACCAAUUAACGUUCCGAGAGAUCCAAACGCAGAUCCAGCUAAAUUCAAUGGAACCUGGACCAAUUGGCAAGACAACGAUGUAACACAGGAGAAAAUUUCUUUUAAUGCACUUUCUCACUUGACUAUCGGCCUUAUUUCUGGAGCAUGUGUAGCUGUCGUCAUAAUAAUCGUUAUUUUACUAACUAUAACAUGUAAAAAAGCCCCUAAAAGGAGUUUAUCAAGAUUGUUUGAACCCGGAGAUAACUGUUGCACCGAAAUGGACAACAAACCCAGCAGUAACAUGUUUGAAGAAAGGGAGAAACAACUGAGGACGUCACUGAAAAAUGAGUUCAGAGAAGUCUGAGGCAUUAAUAAUGUUUUUUUGAUUGGAAAAUGUUAUUUAGUGCGAGAUGACGUAAAAGCCUCGGCAUUUUCUUAUAGAAGAUUGUUUGAGGCGAUCAGAUAAUUUUAAGUUAAUUUAUUGUAAUAUAUAGGACAUAAGAAAUAAAAGAUAAAUUCGGCGAUUUUA